AUGACGUUCACCACAGAUCUCCUCCAUUCCACUUCCAAAGUCUUCAUCGAGGCGAUGCCAAUUGCUCAUCUCCAUCUGGCUUUGGUCUCGCAGGAUCGAGAUCGUAACCACCGCGACCUUUGUUGUAUGUUUGUGUUUCUGUGAGACUCGACAUUUUUAGUCUUGAAGAAGGAAGUGAGAGGUAUUAUGUUUGUGGUUGAGCGCAAGGGGUUUGUUCUAUAA
Molecule: messenger RNA, 222 nt
Organism: Hymenoscyphus albidus
Lineage: Eukaryota; Fungi; Ascomycota; Leotiomycetes; Helotiales; Helotiaceae
Source: the annotation of a GenBank genome assembly